GCAAUAAUUCCCAGAAUUUCCCAAAAGAAACGAAAUUUCCCAUGCGAGGAGUCGUUAGAGGAGCGCAGGGUUGGCCGACCAAUUUAAAUCUGGUUCUCUGUAGUAAACUCCUUCUCUUCCCGCCUUCUGACACGCUGCACCAUCCCCGUUGCUGCUCUGCCCCCCUUCACGUUUACAGACAAUGCAGGAAACUCUUUGGAAAGUAAAGGUUUCUUUCUUAGUCAUCCUUCCUCUGUCAGAAAUAACCUAGAACCACGUUUCUCAACCUCGGAUUUAAGGUUUAAUUUAAUUUAUAUCCCAUUUUGUUUUAAUAAAUAACUCAAGGUGGGGAAUGCACAUAAUGCUCCUCUCUCCUUUUUUUCUCCACAACAAUCUUGUGAGGUAGGCUGGGUUGAGAGAAAGGCAGAGGUGGGUUUCAGCAAGUUCUGACCAGUUCUGGAGAACCGGUAACGGCAAUUUUGAAUAGUUCAGAGAACCGUAAAAACUCUGACUGGCCCCACCCCCAUCUAUUCUCUGCCUCCCAAGUCCCAGCUGAUUGGGAGGGAAUAGAGAUUUUGCAGUAUCCUUCCCCCAGACUGGGGUGGGAAUGGAGAUUUUACAGUAUCCUUCCCCUGCCACGCCCACCAAGCCACGCCCACAGAACCAGUAGUAAAAAAAUUUGAAACCCAUCACUGGAGAGAGGGACUGGCCCAAGGUCACACUGCUGGCUUUCAUGACACUAAUUGGCUUUCGUGGAACUAAAACUCAACAGUCUUAAUGGUUUCUAGCUUGAUACCUUAACCACUUGACCAGACUGGUUCUCAAACUGGUUUGUGGACUUUUAUUUCCUAAAUACCUAUGUUUGCUGGGAAAUCCUGAAAGUUGAAAUCUAUGCAUCUUAAAGUUGCUGAAGUUUUGAGAAACGUUGCUCUAGGGGUAGAGCUUGCAUUGCUGCCCUGCAAAAAUCCAAAAGAUCUCCUGGGCUGCUGAUUUCAUCAGACAUAAAAGAAUGAUUGAAAAAGGGGACCCUGACCUAGGAAAUUGCAAGAAGAAAGUCAGAGGUUUCUCGCUACCCACCUCUCAUCCCCUGUUGCUUCCCAGUGUGAGCAGGAGUAAUAGCACAGGGUUGAGAUUUCUGGGGCUCUCAGAGAGAGUCAGAAAAGAAACCAGCACAGAACCCGGAAGGCUGAAUUCAGCUACCAGCUCCAAACUGGACAACGUGACUGACCUGGGGGAGGUCCACCACAGAGCCAAACGCUGUACUUGCUACACCUACAAAGAUAAAGAGUGUGUUUACUACUGCCACCUGGAUAUCAUCUGGAUCAACACCCCAGAGAAAACUGUUCCAUAUGGGUUGGCUAAUUACAGGGGAAAUUUCCGGGUCAAAAGGUCCACAGAGCAGCUCCACAAGAACUUGCAUUCAGCAGAAAGAUCUCCAUUACGCUGCUCUUGCACAGAUCAACGUGACAAGUUGUGCAUGCAGUUUUGCACAUGGAGUGUCCAAUGCAGUCAUCUGAAGCCAAUGAAUCACCCAGCAGGAAGACCUCUCCUUCAAGAAGAAAAGCGUGUUCUUACCCAGUAACUUGGAAAAAUUCCACUGGUUUGAACUGGAGAGUUGAGCGCAAAACCCUGGAAACCUCACAGGAAUUAUGAACAGUUCCUGAAUUGGAAGGGUAGAACAUGGUACCAACCAGUGACUUAAGCCCCUGCCUUCUCUGAAGAAGGGUAUCUGGAAGCUAAAGCCUGGGAUGAUCGAUUGAGGGAACUAGGUAUGUGUAGUCUAAUAAAGAGAAGGACUAGGGGUGAUAUGAUAGCAGUGUUCCAAUACUUGUGGGGCUGUCACAGAAAAGAGGGGGGGGGUGUCAACCUAUUCUCCAAAGUCCAGAUGCAAGACAAGAAUUAAUGAGGGGGGGAUGUUAAUUAAAAAAGAGAUCCAAAACUAGAAAUAAGGAUAAAUUUCUUGACAUUGAGAAUGAUUAAUCAGUGGAUUGGCUUAUCUCUGGAAACUGUGGGUGCUCCAUCACUGGAGGCUUUCAAGAAGAAACUGGACAGCCAUUUGUCUGGAAUGGUAUAGGGUUUCCUGCCUGAGCAAGCGGUUGGACUCUAGAUCAAUCCCCUGCUCAAAGCCUCCAAGGACCCUUCCAAUCCUUCUGUGUUCUAUGUUCUAAAAACCAUCAAGGUGUGAUUGAAUGAAAAGCCAUCACAAUUCCAACCUUCUGCACAGUGUGAAAGACCAGGGCUUGAAAGCUGGUGAAAUGCUGUUUCCAAUCAUGGGGUGAGACCCAGGAAACAGGAAUUGUUGUCAUGGGAAAAUGAACAACCCUAAGUAUAAAAUCAGAAGAGUAGUGAUUUAUGGUGUAUGGCAGCUCAGUUGGGAAGACAAAUGAUCCAGCUGCUGACAAAGUCAACAGAAUGGAAUCACAGAAGUAUGGAGCAAGUUAAAGAAGUGCUGAAAUUCUGCCUUUGGGGCUGACUUGUUUCAGGAAAAAAACAAUGUGUCUCUUGGGUGAAUGUCACACAUAUUUAAAAUUUAAAUACUAUCCUCUACACACAUUCUUGAAAAAAAGGAAAUAUGUUUUUUAAUGUCUGCUGCUAUAAUCUAAUGCUUCAUGGCAGGUAUAUUUUAUUUCACAGGCCUCGGUACUAGAUCAGAAGUGAACAGGAGGCUUCCUGUUUGAUCUCACUUUUAAUGUUUUUAAAAUAUUGUUUAAAUGAAAAGGAAUUUGAAUUUGGUUCCUGCUUUUGUCUGAAUCAAACAUGCAUUUUUGAAGGAUACAAUAAAGUUUUGCUAUAUUACAUUUCUGUAUAAAUAACAUUUGCUAUGCUUUAGUAUAAAUAGCAUGUGCUCUGUGUUAGUAUAAAUCACAGUCUUCAGAAAGACUUUUAAGAAUGAAUUAGCUCCAGUUCUGUUAUUCUCAUCAAACUAUUUAUUAAAUAAAAGGAAACCAAAAUGA
Pantherophis guttatus is the source of this 2933-nucleotide messenger RNA. The record is from RefSeq and is a predicted model, not a curated record. NCBI's taxonomy places the organism in Eukaryota, Metazoa, Chordata, Lepidosauria, Squamata, Colubridae.